Molecule: messenger RNA, 7713 nt
Organism: Xyrichtys novacula (pearly razorfish)
Lineage: Eukaryota; Metazoa; Chordata; Actinopteri; Labriformes; Labridae
Source: the annotation of a GenBank genome assembly
UCUGAACACAGAGAAAUGCUGCCUUCACUGACCGUCAGAUAUUUCCGUUUCCUCCUCGAUCAGAUGUUUUUACUGUAAUUCCAAACGGCUCUUCUAAACUGAAGUUUCCUCUCCCGUGUUUCUGAGGACAAAGACAGGUUUAUGUUGUUUAUGUUUUGUCCUUGUUUAUACUUAAUGAUCAAUAAUAUUGAUUGAUCAGAGAGCAGACCUUUGUUUCUGAUCAUUAGACCUUCACUGUUUUUUAUUCUCACUCUAUUUAACUGUUAAAUUUUAACAUCAUCUCCUCAUCUGUCCGGUUGAAAUCUCGUGUUUACGUGAUUUUAACCGGACAGUGAAGGCAUCACCAGAGUCCCGCUUCAGUUUCGUUUCUUCUCUCAGAGUCUGAAUCGAUCCGUGAGCAGCAGGAUCAAUAAAACAGACUGAACCAUCCAUCAUCCUCCUCUUCAUCCUCUUCAUCAGAAUGAGGUCAGUGAUUUUCUCACUUCUGCUCAUGAAAAAACUUUUUUAACUUCUGAUAAAAAAAUUGACCCGAAACGUUUCAGACAUUUCGGUGUUUUUGUCUGUUUCCCUCCAGAGGAGACGAAGUUAGUUUGAUAUUUAAGGGAAAAAAAACAUGAAGCUUUAAUUCUCUUUUUGUCAUCCCGCUGAAAAAAAGAAAAAGGUGUUUGAAGUCAGUAAAAUGUAGCCUGGCCGGGCCGUCAUGUUGCGUGAAUCACUUCAUGAUAGUAUGAUAAUAAAGGAGCAUCAAGUGAUUCACGCAACAUGACGGCCCGGCCAGGCUAAUUAACAUGGUCAAAGAAAUCGAUCAUGUGACCAAAUCUUUAGGAGAUGGUCAUCAAUUCACGGAGUCAGUGAAGGUUCGAAGCUCAUGGCUGAAGAAGAGGUUCGACAUUUAUUUACAAAACAAACAUUUUUUUUUCACUCUGUAAAGUGAGUUUAGUCUUUAGUCGUCAGUUUGAUUAGAAAUAAAGAUCAUUUUAAAUGAGUUUUAUCAUCAACUGUGUUUUCUCUGAGCUCCAACAGGAGGUCAGAAACCUAACAGUCCACCAUGUUAUCUUGGAGGACUAAUAAAGUCCUCAUCGUAGUUCAGAGGAACAGAGGAAGUAAAGGAGGAUCAGAGUUUCAGGUUUUCAUAAACACAGAUCUGUGGAUGUUCUCAAUCACUUUUUACGGCGGCCAAGAACUGCAAAUAAAACAGAAGUCACAACAGAAGUUAAUGACACAAAAAAGUGGCGAUGGAAAAAAAAGUUACUGCGAAAAUAAAUCAAUAAAUAAAAGGAAAGGUUGAUAUGAAGUUGUACUGAAGUUAACUCUACUCCGACAUCCUCAACGUUGUGACUUCUGUAUUUUAUUUUAUUUUUUUGCAAUGUCACUUUUUUUUGUGUCGUUAACUUCUGUUGUGACUUCUUUGUUUUUUUCAUUUUCAUUUAUCUGCAGCGGUGGUGGUUCUCAGCCUCCGUAUUUUAACAGUUAUAUGUAAUAAUAAUAAACAGGAUGAUUGUUCCAGUUAAAUAGAUUAUAACAGAUAAAAAUACACAUGAAUGUGAAGAAGUGACUGUUAUUGAGGGAGAGAGAAGGUGAGGGAUACGACUCAACUUACCCCGCUCCUAUGGUCAACUCCCCCCCCCAUACCCGGGGUAAGUUGACCAUAGGAGACCCUGUUGUUGUCCUGCUCUCCUCUGAAGAUGACAGUUCUGUUUACUCUCAUUCUGAUGAAGAACUUCCUGAAAUAUCUGCAGAGACACGAGUCAGAGACUAAACUAGGACUGACCUGAUGGACUGAUCCGGAAACACGGACCAUCUGAACCCGCUCUCCCCUACUGCAGUUUUUCCCCUUUAAAAUGAUUUUAAAACUGAUUUAUAACCUGAUAAACUCUAAAGAGAAGUUGGUUUGACAUCAGUGAGUCACUCGGUCGGUCAGGGAGAAUUAUCGUGAAUCUUUUUCCUGGACUUCAUGAGACUCAGGGUCCAAACUGAGGUCCCUCUAUGAGUCCAGAACGUGUCCUUACUAAAACCCUGGUACCUCUGCAGCUCCCCUCACAGCGCCCCCUGCAGUGAUCUGAACCAGAGACUGCAGCAGCUCCAGAGCCACUUCACCUGGGACCUGAAGGAGGACGACGUGGACCUGGAGGACCUGAGCGCUCGACUCAACGACCACAUAGAUCUGGAGCUUGGACACCAGGGGGCAGCAGCUCGCUCCUCCAGCCUCCUGGCUUAUGUCAGGUACGGUUCUUCUGUAGACCGGGGGUCCGUUUCACGUAGCAGGUUUAGUGGAAACUCCGAGUUUGUUAACCCUGAAAUCAGGGAAACUCUGAGUUUUCCGUUUCACAAAGGAGGGUUAGUUAAACCAGAGAGAGAGGGGUAACUCUAACCUGUUUCACAAAGAGAGGUAACUCAACCUCGCGGUCAGUUACCACAGUAACAGACUCCGUGAACCUAACCUGCUCGGGAGCAGGUUUAACUCAGUAAACCCAGAGUUUCAGGUGAGACAUCGGCAUUUUGAUCAUGUUUUACAUUGUCAAGUAAGUAUUAAGUGGCAGUUUGAUCCCUUAAAAAAUGCUCUUUUCACACUCAAAACUGAAUUUUACUCUCUUAUUAUGUUCCGUUAAAUGAUUAGGAAUAUUAAACUAACACAAAAACGGGUGGUGGUCCAGCAGCCCCACCUUUAACGGAGGCAGAGGAGCUGCCCCCCACCCCACCCCCGUUCGACGAUCGCGGCCGGUCCGAUCGCAAAUCCCCCCCCCCCCCACAGACACACACACACACACACACACACCAGUCCGACGAUCGCUGCUACGGGGUGGGGGUUUCGAUCGUCGAGGGGGGGGCAGCUCCUCUGCCUCCGUUAAAGAUGGGGCUGCUGGACCACCACCUGUUUUUCUGCCCUCUUUCUGUUUGCUGAGUGAAAGUCUAAUAUUGAGUGUAGUGUGUGUUAGUUUAAUAUAUGUACAUAUACAUACUGAGAGUUAGUUUAAUAUUCCUAAUCAUUUAACGGAACAUCAUAAGAGAGUAAAAUUCAUUUUUGAGUGUGAAAAGAGCAUUUUCUAAGGGAUCAAACUGCCACUUAAUACUUACUUGACAAUGUAAAACAUGAUCAAAAUGAUUCAAGCAGUUUCCCUGCAACAGUCUGUCAUUGUGUUUGCACGAGACUAGAUUUAAAAUUACGCAUUGACGCGAGCAGCGAUUUCCUCCCAAGCCCUCUCCCUCUCCUUUGCAGCUGCUGCUGUAUUGCACUUUCUUUUACGAACGUGCUGUAAUUCGCUGUUGGCUUGCUGCUGCCCCUCCUUCUCCCUGUUUCCAUUGGUUGAUCAUUGAAUCUGCGCUCCACAGAUGCUGGCUGUUUAUGUCUGGCGUGCACGUGCUUAACUCCAGGUCAAACUACUCGGAGUUGUUAAAACCGUCUCAAAUCAGGUAUUGUGAAACCGGAAACUCAGAGUUUCCUAACUCAGAGUAGAUCAACUCAGAGUUAAGGAUUUAACUCAGAGUUUGUUGAACCACCUACGUGAAACGGACCCCUGGUCUGCUCAUGCGGACCCCCCAGUCAGUUCUUCAGGUCCCUGCUCUCUGUAGUCUCAUUAUGACCCAGUAGGACCUCAGCACAUAUUUAUAUUUAUUUAUUAUGACAAAAGUUAGUUACUGAUAACAGCCGCUGAAGGACAGAAAGGGGUCAAAAAAUUUAAACUAAAUUCAUAAAAAUAAACAAAAUUAGUCAUUUAAUGUGAUUUUUACCCAAAGUAGUGACAUCAGCUCUGAGUUUGGCAUUUAAAGGGUUAAAAAUCAUAAUAAUAUUAAUGUUACGAUCAGGACUGAGACUGAUGAAGAGAAUUUAAAAAACUUGUGACUCGAGGGUGAACUCAGGGUCGGUCUCACAGCCGUCUGUUGGUCCUCAGGUUUCUUCAGGGUCGGCCAGAGGAGGCGCUGUCACUCCUUCACCGAUCAGAGGAGAUGACCAGAAAGUAUUACGGCGAGGAGAACGAGUGGCGGCUCAUCGUGACGUACGGAAACCUGGCCUGGCUGAAAUAUCACGGCGGAGACUUCGAAGAGUCCGAGAGCUUCUGCAGGAGGGUGGAGGACGUCCUGGUCUGUGUUCUCCAACCAGGUUUCUGCGCUGAGUGACGGAGGGACGCUAAUCUGAUCAUCUUUGUUUCCUCUGGUCCUUAGGCGGCUUCUCCUGCAGAGCGCCACCAUGAGGUUUACGGAGAAAAAGGGUGGAGCUACCUGAAGUUUUCCAGAAACCACUACACCAAAGCCGUGGACUGUUUCCGUCGAGCGUUGGAGCUUCAGCCCGACGACAGCGAGUGGAACGCCGGCUGUGCCAUCGUUCUCUACCGCCUCGAACCGGUCCGUUUGAAUCCAGAACCGAGUCCCACAAACCUCUACGGAUCCAGAUUAUCGGUUUUACUUCUGCCGACUUUCUCACUUUCAGAGAUCCACGACAGACCGGGACGUCGAGUCGUCGCCGGCGGUCAAGCAGCUUCGCCUCGCCCUGAAGAUAAACCCCGAUGACGGCGCCCUGCUGUCGCUGCUCGCUCUGAGUCUGCUCAGUUUUGAGCAGCUCAAAGAGGCUGAAGGUUUGGUGGAGCGAGCUUUGACGGUCGACCCAGAAAACCCUCACGUCGUUCGAUACGUCGGCAAAUUCCUGCGUAUUCAGGUACGCCGGAACAAACGUCCAACAACGGGUAAACCGGUCAGAGCAGGAGCUGUCUCUGUUUAACAUGGGGCUCUAUGGGGACUGACUCACUGUGGGAGACAGCCCCUAGUGGACACUGGAGGAAGUGCAGCUUCAUGACUGUCACAUGACCUGUCAGUUCUUCUCUCCUGACACGUCUCAACGUUUCUAUUUCAGGGCCAGACUUCACGGUCUAUCCAGCUCCUGAAGGGGGCGCUGCAGAGGAGCAGUGAGUCCGCCUUCAUACACCACCAGCUGGCGCUGUGCUACAAGAAACAGAGGAGCGGUCUAAAAGGCCAAAAACACGUCAAACAGAAAGGUACGUACACGAAGACAGGAGUCUGAGGGGGUCCAGGUCUCACAGGGGGGACGGCGAGGAACUGAUCAAGAUCAAGAUCAAGAUCCUCUGAAGGUCUUUGCUGAAAAAUUCAUGGUCUGCUCCUAAACCUGGAGAUCUUCUUCACAACCGAGGACGCAGCAUCGUUGAAAUUUCUUCUUCUUCUUCUUCUUCUUCUUCUUCUUCUUCUUCUUCUUCUCCGGCAGGAUGUCCUCACAUUCAGAUCCAACUAACAGGAUUUUUUGUUUUGACAUUAUUUAGAAAAAGAAAAUCCGGUCUGGAUUUCCGGCACCGUGCCGGAGGUCUUCAAGCCCUGGGACCUUCAGGGACUCGCAGACCUUCAGUCCGGUUCCUCUGGGUCCUGCACCCUGACCCCCUCAGUCCUCCCUGACCGCUCUUCUUUGAUUCUUCUCUGUAGAGGUCGAUCAGCUGAGGGAACUCUGUCUCCACCAUCUGAGUGAAGCCGUCAGGAUCAGACCUUCGUUUGUCAUCGCUCUGUUGGAUCUGGCGCAGCUGUACUUAGAGGAGAAGAACCUGAGCAGGUACCUGAGCCCACCUGUGCACCCCCCAACACACCCACACACACACACACACACCGGUCAGUAAUCCUGAAUCCUGGUGGUUCUUCUGUCCCACAGGGCGGAGGAACUGUUCCAACAGGGUCUGAAGAACUUGGACUCCGAUAAACACAUUUGUCAGAUUUUUUUCCUGCGCUACGCCGACUUCCACCUGCACCACAGGAAACAGGAAGCUGAGGCCGUCGCUCACUACACCGAGGUGGGUCAGUCUGCGAGUUCAGGAGUGAAGAGACGGGGUUCUGAGGGACCGUCCGCGUUGGUCUGGUCUCAGGAAAGUCUCUGUAACCGGGUUUCUGUUUCUCUCGGCACAGGCGCUGACCUUCGUGAAGGACACGUUUGAAUGGACUCAGAGUGUGAAGGUGAGUCCUUCAGACCUGACUGACCCCCGACCUCCACCUUCAUCCUGAUCGUCUCCUAAAAGGUCAUAUCCUCCGAUCGUAGCUGAUCGUAACCAUUCAAGUUAACGUGUCAAUUUACACCGACUUCUUUCCGUUCCUCUGCGGAUCGCCGGACUCCUCAGCUGAUCACAAGAGUUCUAUUUUUUCUGGACGCCGGAGCAUGGCGGAUAAAUUCAGCACAGAUUAACCCGUGCUGGAAAGGAAGUCGGGCACAGACACAAAAUAAAACAUCCGGCUUCUUUUCAAAAUAAAACACUCCGUGUUUCAGGAGGAUCGUAUUUCACACCAUGCAAACGGACGGAGACGAACAAGUGAAAGGUUUUUAGACGUCAUUUCACCCCGAUGACACCAUGGAUGAGGAGAUGCUGAUUCUAGAAGUCUAGAAGUAGAUUUCCUCCUCUGGAAGGACACAAUCUACUGCUUAUAUGUCUAUGUGUCUGUCUUUAGAGAGACGACUCGUUAUCGAGAGAUUGAUCGUGAAUCUGCAGGUUCUUGUGAGUUCUCGUGAUUACCGAUGUCCGUAAUCCGUCACGAAAUUCUCCUUACAAAUAGAUCCGGUAGGAAUUGGCGAACGGUGAAAAUCGCCGCCGUUCAGGAUGUGGUGGAAAUUGGGGGUCACAUGCAGCCUGUUUGAAACUGUUGGUGGUCUCACUCAGACUCUUCCUGUCGUUCAGAGGUUGAAGCAGAUCGCAGAUCGGCGUCUGUCAGAGAAUGAAAACGACGGCGGGGCUUACGGCCUGCAGGCUCUGGUGUCUCGGGCUGAAGGAGACCUGAAGACGGCGGCGGCGCUUUAUGAGCGCGCUCUGGACUGUGACAAAGACAACCAGGAGUUCCUGUCUGCUCUGUGUGAGCUCCGACUGCAGAUCUGAAGAAACGUUUCAGUCUUGAAGAGCUCAGGUCGAGAUCUGAUCGAUCAGUUUGAUCGAUCAGCAGAAAGGUUGACCUGAACAAUAAACACGAAGACUUAAAGAGAGACUCCGUGUUUUUUUUAUUUCUCCGGCAAGUUUUCACCUGCAGGGGGCGUGGUCUGCUGCACACCUCAGAGAUCAGCGUCUGGGUCUGCAGGGUUCGACUCUUUGUUCACAUUCUUUAAAGUUGAAGAAGUAAGGAGCACAAAGAACUUUAGGGGAUCAAUGAAAACUGAUCAAUAAUGUUUGUCUUAUUGAUCAACCUUAGUACUAUUAUUAGAAAUCAAUUUUAGGUCUUUUGGUCACAUGACAGUGAAGCUAUUGAAGGAAAACAGCCUUUUCUGAGAACAUCAACCGGUAAUUUAUUGACGGUCCCUUAUUCAACACCGACGUUGACAGUGAGGGUGUCGAGUAGAUUUAACCGCGCUGCUGUUGUUAUUCCCGGUUAUGGAGAGUGAGAAGACACCGGUAGAUCCUCAGAGAAUGUCCGUCAGAUAUCCAACCUGAAACUAACUUCACCGCCGUAUUUACAGGAAAAUAUAUCCAACCUGAAACUAACUUCACCGCCGUAUUUACAGGAAAAUAUAUCCAACCUGAAACUAACUUCACCGCCGUAUUUACAGGAAAAUAUAUCCAACCUGAAACUAACUUCACCGCCGUAUUUACAGGAAAAUAUAUCCAACCUGAAACUAACUUCACCGCCGUAUUUACAGGAAAAUAUAUCCAACCUGAAACUAACUUCACCGCCUAUUUACAGGAAAAUAUAUCCAACCUGAAACUAACUUCACCGCCGUAUUUACAGGAAAAUAUAUCCAACCUGAAA